Molecule: messenger RNA, 2255 nt
Organism: Linum trigynum
Lineage: Eukaryota; Viridiplantae; Streptophyta; Magnoliopsida; Malpighiales; Linaceae
Source: the annotation of a GenBank genome assembly
GACUGCCCUUCCAUUGGUUCCCGAUCUCCUGGUCACAAUGGAUCCCACGGUGGAAAUACAUCAUCAGCUCAGCAUCGUGGAGGUCCGGGCUCGUCUCGCCAUGCAUAUGCCACUCAACCAGCUCCGAACAGCGAAGGGAUGAUGGUCACACCGGCUGCUCUUGAGUAGCUUGUUAACAAGGCCAUCAGUUCAACCUUUGCUAGUCUUCAGGCAUCGGGUAAGCUUCCACGUUGGAUUUUGGACUCUGCUUGUUUUAAUCAUAUGACAAAUCAUCGUGAUGCCUUGAAAAAUAUAGUACUUGUCAAUGAUAUUUCCCUCCAAGUUGCUGAUGGCUCUCGAAUACCAGUUUCGGGCAGGGGUUCGGUUAAUGAUUGUGAUGUGACCUUGCCUGACACCUUUUAUGUUCCUAAACGUGUUCCUAGUUUAGUCUCGGUGGGCCAGUUAACUGAACGAGGUUGUCGUGUUGUGUUUGCACCUUUUGGUUGUUCUGUACAAAAUCUGAAGACGGGGCGGGAGAUAGGCAAGGGUAGUAAACAAGGGCGACUAUUUUAUCUUGAGAAGCUUGAAGCAUCCUCAAUGUCUCCGGUGUCUCCAUCUUGUUCCGUAUCUUCGGUGUCUAGGGUUCCUUCUAUGCUGUCGAGUCCUGGUAUUAGGAAUUUUAAGUUGUGGCAUGAUCGCCUUGGCCACCCCAACUCUGUUUGUCUCGUUACUAUGUUUAAACAGAAAUUAUUUGGUAAUAAAGUAGCUCAUUCCUUGGAUUUUUCGUGCACUAGUUGUGUGGAAGCCAAAGCUACCAGUAUUUCCUUUCCCUCGAGUCUUACUACUAUUACCGAACCGUUUCACCUGAUUCAUACAGAUCUUUGGGGUCCUAGUCCCACUAUCUCUCGUCUUGGCUACAAAUACUUUGCCUUGUUCAUGGACCAUGCCACUCGAUAUACCUGGGUCUAUUUCUUGCGUCUCAAGUCUGAACUCUUGUCCAUUGCUACAGAAUUCCUCAAAAUGAUCCAGACACAGUUUAAUAGAACAAUUCGUGUAGUCCGCUCCGAUCCUGGUGGGGAAUUCAGUUCCACUCCCCUUCUUCAGUUGUAUCGCUCCCUCGGUAUUCUAACCCAAAAAUCCCGUCCUGGUGUUUCUCAACAAAAUGGUCUUGUCAAGCGUAAAAAUAGACAUGUCGUUGAAGUUACUAGGGCUCUCUUAUUGGCUUCUCGUGCCCCUUCUUCUUUUUGGCCUGAAACCGUGUCCACUGCUGUUCGGUUGAUCAAUUAUCAAAUUACCCCAGUUUUAGGCCAAGAGAGUCCCUAUUUUCGGCUGUUUGGUCACCAUCCUCCAUAUUCGCGUCUUCGGGUUUUUGGUUGUCUAUGUUUCGUCCUUCUUCCCAGGUCUGAACGUACUAAACUUACGUCUAAAACAGCUCGUUGCAUGUUCCUAGGGUAUAGCGACAUUCAUAAGGGAUACUUGUGCUAUGACCCUGCUCUUCGUCGGAUUCGUACCGCAUGCAACGUAGUGUUCUUUGAGAAUUUGAUGUUUUAUUCCUCUUCGUCGUCUGAGUCUCCUCCUCUAUUUGCCUCCACCUUGAGUCUUCCCUCGUUCCCUGAUGAUGUUGAUGUUGAUGAUGCUAAUGAUGGCCUCGACCCGGACUCUCCGCCUAGCCCGCUCACUCCCUUGACGGAUGCCUCCUCUCCCGCCCCCUCGACACCACCAUCGUCUCUGGAGUCUUCCCCGUCAUCAUCUCCAGCUCCGGUCAUCCCUCCUCGGCGCUCGCUACGGGCUAACUUGGGCCAGCCGCCUACCUAUCUUAAUGACUAUGCCACUUUUCAGGUUGAUCCCGUUAUUGUACCUACCAGCUAUGCUCAGGCUCGUGGGGAUCCGAGAUGGGAAAGUGCAAGUCAUCAUUUGUUUCUUUAGCAUCUAACUCCAUCUUUUUUAGAUCAUCGCUAGACCAUGUGUUGGGAUCAUCUUUGAUAUCACCCAUACCAUUCUCAACUACAUUCCAAACGUCAAAACCCAUCCCUUUAAAGAAAACAAUCAUACGUGUUUUCCAAAAGGAAUAACUAUAUCCAUCAAACCAUGGUGGUCUAACAUAUGAAAGACCCUCCAUAUGAGUAGAAUUAGAACCAUGAUUUGUAGAUGACCCACUAGCCAUGCUUGGUAUAUCGGAUCUCAGUUUCCUCGCAGAUCUUUUGAUCUUUUUGAGGGAGUCGGGAUCUAAUACCACUUGUUAGACCAAGCUAGAUCAAUAAUGGAUACUUUUGACG